AUGCAUAAGCUUACUCUUACAGCGCUCAUCGGGGUAACGCGACUCAUCAACGCCCUGGAAUUCAUAGCGCCCGACACCGACCGCAAGCUCAACCUGUCCGCACCGAUCACCAUCGAAUGGACGCUCAAUAACGAGGGGAACGCUGAAUGGACGGAAGUCGAUCUCUGGUGGUACGGCCAAUUUUCAAAUGGCGGAGGAAAUUUUGGAUUUGCCAUUGAAGAGAAUUUCACGACUACGGGCGACGGAACAUACGGCUACAACUGGAAUCCGGCCUCGGAGGUGGAAUCAUUCACGAAGAACCAGAACACGCUUUCAUCCGACAAAGUAUUCUACUUCUUGAUCAAGCGACAUGCGCCCAAUUCGACAUCUGCUUCCACUCUUGAACCAAGCGAGAAGUACGCGGUGGAAGGAAACGAUUUGAUCGGAAGCUCUGCAAGCCUGAUGAAGCCUAUGUGGGGUGUCGCGGUUGCUGGUCUUGCUGCAGCUUUUGCAUUGAUCUAA
Messenger RNA from Colletotrichum chrysophilum, 501 nucleotides. RefSeq lists its product as uncharacterized. The transcript has a single exon. The coding region runs from base 1 to 501 and encodes 166 amino acids. The record is from RefSeq and is a predicted model, not a curated record. NCBI's taxonomy places the organism in Eukaryota, Fungi, Ascomycota, Sordariomycetes, Glomerellales, Glomerellaceae.